AUGGAGCACGGGUUCCCAGAUCACUAUGGCCAGCGGUUCACGCGGACGCUGCACCACAAGGCAGAAGGGCCGACACUGCCAGAGAAUAAUCCCCUGUCGUCGUUCAUCGUGGUGGUGACGGGCGCUGGGAAAGGGUUGGGAGUCUACAUCUCCCUCGCGUAUGCGCGCGCCGGGGUCAAGGGGAUCUGCAUCUCGAGCCGCACGCAGAGCGACCUGGACGCGCUGGAGAAGCAACUGAAGGAGGUGAACCCGUCGGUCGAGAUCCUCUCGGAGAUCUGUGACACGACAGACCCGAAAGCCGUGCAGGCGCUGGCGGAAAAAGUGCGAGAGAAGUGGCAGGGGAGGCUGGACGUGGCGAUCGCCAACGCCGGGGUCAUCUCCAAGUACCUGUACGACACGGACGCGAAGACGGGCGAGAAGACGAACCGGCGCCUCCCCUCGGGGAUCGUCGAGGACGACGACUUCCAGCGCGUCAUCGACAUCAACCUGCUGGGCAGUUACUACGUGGCCAAGUACUUCACGGCGCUGCUGGUGGCGCCCGAAAACCCCAGCGCGGUCCGGGCCUACGUCGUCAUCACGAGCAUGGCCGCCCAGGUCACCGACAGCAGCUUCCUGCCCGUGGCGUACAACGUGGCCAAGUUCGCCAACAACCGCAUGGUCGAGCACAUGGCCACGGACCACAAGGCCGAGGGCCUCCUGGCCUUUGCCGUGCACCCGGGCGCCGUCCUCACGCCCCAGACCGAGAAGCACUCGAACGAAAAGGGCGACGCGUGGGACUCGCGCCUCACAGACGACAUUGGCCUGUGCGGUGGCUGGUUGACCUGGCUGACGCGCGAGCGCAGGGAGUGGCUCAGCGGGCGGUACCUCAGUGUGACGUGGGACGUUGAGGAGUUGGAGGCCAUGAAGGACGACAUUGUGCGCGAGGAUAAAUUGAAGUUCAGGAUGGCCGUCUGA
Fonsecaea nubica is the source of this 954-nucleotide messenger RNA. RefSeq lists its product as hypothetical. The transcript is spliced from 2 exons. NCBI's taxonomy places the organism in Eukaryota, Fungi, Ascomycota, Eurotiomycetes, Chaetothyriales, Herpotrichiellaceae. The record is from RefSeq and is a predicted model, not a curated record. The coding region runs from base 1 to 954 and encodes 317 amino acids. Gene Ontology annotation, cellular component: intracellular anatomical structure. Gene Ontology annotation, molecular function: oxidoreductase activity, acting on NAD(P)H, oxygen as acceptor.